AUGUUUUUCGAUGAUCGCUUAGCCGAUACCUCUGACUUUGAGAGCUCACUUCACGAUGAAGUUAAGGGUGUAGAUGGUGUGCAUCCUUCUGUCAGCCUCCCUCCUCGUCCCCCCCCCAGUUUCUCUGCGAGCAGCAGUCAUCUUCCUGGGCGUCUGGGAGGGGUGAAUUCCUCCAUCGUGGAGGAAGGCAAUCCCGCAAAGGUUUCCCCUUUCGUGACUUCGCUGGUGAACGCUACAGAAAGCGAGCGGCAUUGCCCGGAUAUCUUGCGCUAUCCCACGGCGCUUAUUGACACCGCCGUGGGUUUUAUCGCGCACCAACAGGAGCGUGUGCGCCAGCUUUUGGAGGCGGAAAAGAAGGCCUCCGCGCGUGAGCUGUCCGACACGGUGUCAUUGUUACCAUUUAAGCCAUCGGACAUCAUGUCCCUCGAGCUACAGCGCCUGCAGUUUUUCCUCUGUGAGCUGCUCCGCUGCCGGCUGCGGAAAAUUGAGGCGAUGUGUAUGAGUAUCUACUACGAAGGCCUCCUGGAAGAGAAUCACGCAACCGAGGUCGAGGUCCCGUCUCCGCAGCGUGGGUUUUUAAGCCAUAACGAGCGUAUUGUGGCUGAUCGGCUUGCGAUUGCCUCCAGAAAGGCCGCACUGCAGGUUGGGCUGAGCGGCGUGCCCGAGGCCCUGCAGCAUUUACUGCCUCAUCCUCCCGACGGCGAAGGCAACGAGGUGCUCCCGGAGCCGGAUCUCAACACAUACGUGUUUGGUAUCGCCCUCGUGGACCUUGACAUGGUGCGUGUUGGGAAGAACUCGGAGCAAUCAAUUCAGUCGAAUGAUUUGUUUCUGAUGCCAUAUUCGACCUUUAGGCCCUACGUGCGCGCUGGACAGGUGCGGCUUGUUUAG
Molecule: messenger RNA, 888 nt
Organism: Phytomonas sp. Hart1
Lineage: Eukaryota; Euglenozoa; Kinetoplastea; Trypanosomatida; Trypanosomatidae
Source: the annotation of a GenBank genome assembly